Hypanus sabinus (Atlantic stingray) is the source of this 4878-nucleotide messenger RNA. It is a transcript of the gene stox1, whose product is annotated as storkhead box 1. The transcript has 4 exons. Gene Ontology annotation, cellular component: nucleus; cytoplasm. The record is from RefSeq and is a predicted model, not a curated record. Lineage: Eukaryota; Metazoa; Chordata; Chondrichthyes; Myliobatiformes; Dasyatidae. Gene Ontology annotation, biological process: positive regulation of transcription by RNA polymerase II. Gene Ontology annotation, molecular function: DNA-binding transcription activator activity, RNA polymerase II-specific; RNA polymerase II transcription regulatory region sequence-specific DNA binding. The coding region runs from base 45 to 2918 and encodes 957 amino acids.
UCGCCGGGUUGUUCGCGCAGGUCGAGGAGCAGAAGUCGAGCACCAUGUUGGUGGAGCUGACCCGGAGCUCGCUGGCGUUGGUGCUGGGAGCGGGAAGCUCAGCCCCGGACGCCGAGCCGGAUCUCAGCCGCAAUGGGCAGCAGCUGUUUGCGGAGCUGAAGGCCGAAAACGGGCGCAGUGUGUGGAACGAGCGGCUGGUACACGCCGUGUCCGAGCUGCAACUCCUGGGCUGGCUGCAUUGCGGCGUGCUGCUGCUGGGCGGCCGAGCCUCGCACUUGGAGGUGCUGAGGGAAGCCUGGAUCCGGAGAGCCCUGAGACCUCCCCGGGGAUUCCGCAUCCGAGCAGUAGGUGAUGUGUCUCCAAUACCAAUGAUGCCGAUUGCUCAGUCGCAGUUUGUGCCCCUGACAGAAGUUCUUUGCUGCGUUAUUUCUGAGAUGAACGAGAGUCAUGUUACAGUGACUCAGGAAGCCUUGAUGGAUUAUUUGGUCCAAUGCUAUCCAGGUAUAGCAUCACCUUCCCAGGAAAUCCUUCAUAAUGCUCUGGGCACUCUGAUCCGGGACAGGAAGAUUUAUCACACUGAGGAAGGCUACUUCAUCGUCACCUCACAUACUUACUUCAUUACCGGGAACGCGGGGAAGCAGAACCGCCCCUGGAUGCUGAGUGGGAACCACGCACCCUCGCUGCCUCCUGUCACCUACCUGGUGAGUGUGGAGAGCUGUGAGAACACACCGAGGGGGAAAGGCCUCCCUGGAACGGCUCUCUGCGAUUCCUGCUGCUGUUUCAAUGCACAGCUGGACGCCCAAGACAAGGGGAUCUGCAGGGAGCCCAAGCCCUCAGUCCAACACCGGGCUACCUCCACGGCAACGGGCCACCAGGGUACUGAACCAAGCAGGUCCAAAGAGAAAGGAAAUCCCAUCCGAAAGUUUGGACUUGGGCUGUUCCGCCGUAACACAAAGAAGGAAAGUCCUAAGAGAGAGUAUGGGACCUUCUCAGCCCAAUUCCCCCCAGAGGAGUGGCCUGUUAUUGAUGAGAACAGCCUAGGGGACAUUCCUCGAGAUGUCGAGCUCCAAAUCAUCAAACGCAUCAACCCCGGGCUCACGGUGGACAACCUCAUCAGGCACACUCUGCUGAUGAAGAAGCUGGCAAGGGAGAACCCCGCGGCAUGCCGCGGCAGCUCAGCAGAGUGGCUGGCCCAUAAGCAGAGGCAUCGCUCGAGGGGCAGCCCCCGUAAGGUGCUGGCCGGAGGGCAGCAGCGAGUCAGGUCGGCUCGGCUAAAGCGCAGGGAGUCACUUCAGACCCACUCUGUGGAGGGUCUGUCCAGGCUUGCAGGGGGGCCCGGCGCAAAGGAAUCACUCAAGGCCAGAAGGAGCAAGAAGGAGCAGUCCUGGGAGCAAAGCGCACAGGUCGACACUCCAACUGCACACGUCCACAAGAGAAGAAUUGACAAUCCUUUCUCCAGGUUGCCUCCCAGGGACCCCUCAGGCAAACAGCAUGGCUCUCAGAACCCCCGGCUCAAGAACACGAGGAUGGAGAGGCGCAGCAGGGCAGCACGGGUGUCUCAGUGUCUCAACCCAACCGGAGUGAAGGGUGCUGACCCACUGGGGGAGGGUUCUCAGGGGAUCAUUAAACCUGGCGGUAGCUGCUGCCUCCCUUCAGCAGAGGAGAACUCGACAGGCCAUCCAGAGAAGGAGCACAGGCGGCUGGGUUACACGCGCCCUGGGCUCCUAGCAGACUGCCAACCCCAGAAUUGCCCGAGGAAGGUCAAGAUACCUGUGGUGCCCAAGGUGAAUCACCAGUCGAAACACUGCCGUCCUGCCCAAAGUUCAGGAUCAAUCCACCUCGAGCAGGAGCAAGCCCGGCAGGAGGUGAACCACAUUGACGGCCCUCUCCCCUGUAGUUGGCAGGAAAACCCUACAGCGUCUGGCCUCUGUGCAGCAGGGAGCUCUGGGAGUGUGGAGAGAGCUCUGCCUCAUCGAUCGAGCACACAGUUGGUUUCCCAAGGGCAAGUCAGUGAGGAGGAUGCCGAGGCAGCCAUCGUGCCGGAGGCUGGUGGGGACCAAGAGCAGAGUGAGACCUUUACUGAUAACGAUGAGACUCUGUACCAGGGAGAGCUGGAUGAAGAUGAUGCUUGCAGUUCACUUUACCUCAAUGACGAUGAUAAUGAAAUCACACAGCUCUCCAGCCCUCCCCUUGCCCUCAGCUUUGUUAGUCAAACAGAACUAGAAGGUUCAUCAGCCGGGCUGUCCAAUGAGAACUGGGCUUUGACCAGGAUCCUGCUGGACGAACCACAAACUGCAAAUGCUAAGUUCUGCACACAGCAACCAACAGGCUGGCUGGAAGGGAGUAAUGGGAGCCUAGGACCAUCCAAGCCCUGGUCUGAGGAUGAGCCCUACGCACAAAUACACAAACAUGGGUUAACGUCACAGCUGGGGUAUGACCACCUGGAGGAAACGGAGCAUCCGGGUGGGCACAGAGACCUGACAAGCAGUGUGUUUAAUUACUGUGAUGUGGCAGCUGCCGACUCUGAACCAGAGACACUUCCUAACCCUCCCCGUGACGGUGAUGGAAACCCAGAUGGCCGCAAGCUCUGGGCAGUCCAUCGGGGAAUAAAAGCCCAGCUGAGAACCAUGGACCCUGACAUGGAGUUUGCUCCCCAUUCACAUGAUGUUGCCUUAUCACAAACAAGUCAAGAGGAGCACAGUCACCUAGAGACACUGGAGAAUAAAAGCAUUACCGGCGACAGUGGCAUCGAUUCACCUCGGACCAGAGCGAGUUUGGCAUCAAAUAAUUCCAUUGUCCUCAGCAACCUGAAGAGGCAGAGCUUGAUGCUGAAUUUCGGGACUCUCAGCAGCAGUGGGCGAAGUGGGGUUUUGUCCCAGCAUCCUCUGCUACAGCUCACACCAGUGAUGAACGUUUGAUUGACAGACACACUGUCCAGCCAACGAAUGCUAAGUAUGAGAUGAACCUCUUGCCCGAUCUGUGUAUUAACUUUUUUUUAAAACACAGCCUUUUAAUCAUUUCUACUUGAGACUUAUUCAUUUUAGACUAUAAGACUAAGGAGCAGAAGUCGGCUAUUCGGCCCGCCAUUUUAUCACGAGCUGAUCCAUUCUCCCAUUUAGCCCCACUCCAUAGCCUUCUCACCAUAACCUUUGAUGCCCUGGCUACUCAGAUCCCUUUCAAUUACUGCCUUAAAUACACCCAAUGACCUGGCCUCCACUGUCACCUGUGGCAACAGAUUCCACAGCUUCACCACCCUCUGGCUAAAAAAAAUUUCUUCACAUCUCUGUUCUGAAUGGGCGCCCUUCAAUCCUUAAGUCAUGCCCUCUCGUACUAGUCUCCCCCACCAUGGGAAACAACUUUGCUACAUCCACUCUGUCCAUGCCUUUCAACAUUCGAAAUGUUUCUAUGAGGUCCCCCCUCAUUCUUCUAAACUUCAAGGAGUACAGUCCAAGAGCGGUCAAACAUUCCUCAUAUGUUAACCCUCUCAUUCCCGGAGUGGGGAAAGAACUACAGUUACUACCUAUUUUAGGUUACUACUAAAAGAAGUGUUGGUAUGAAAAUACUUCUAAAGCAAUUGAAAAUAAAUGCUUUCCUUAAAAAAAAACGAGACCAAUCAUUUAAGCAAGUUUUGAAACUCUGGAGUUUUCUGAUUGAAUGUAAGGUUGAGAGGCGCUUAACUGAAAUCUUCCAGUUUUCAGAAUCACAAAGAAUUGUUGCAGCAGGAGUUAAGUCAGUUUUGCCCAUUGAGUCUGUACACUGGAGUAAUGCAGUGACCCCUGCUCUCACAGCCUCUUCCAAGAGCAGGGCAAUUCUUUCUGGAUCCCCUCUCAAAAUAACAGCUGAAUCUGCCCCUCUACUAAUCCUGGCCAUGCAAUCCACUCUCUGCAUAUAUAAGAUUUUCCAGUUGUUACUUUUGUUUUUAGUGGUCAAUGAUCUUCAUUCUAUGACCCCUAGUUCUUAACCGCUCUAUCAGUUGGAACAGUUUUUCUUUCUACUCUGUCCAUACCCUUCAAGACCUUCUAUCUCUAUCAGAUCUUCCUGUGACCUUUCCUGUUCUGAAGGGAAUAGCGCCAAGCUUCUAUAAUCUAGUCAAAGUUUAAAGUACAAAAUAUGUAUAUAUUAUACAACCUUCAGAUUCAUCUCCCAACAGGCAGCUGCGAAACAAGGAAACCCAAAAGAACCCAUAUUUAAAAAAAGACCAUCAAGCUCCCAAUAUGCAGAAGGAUAAAAAGCACAAGCAAAUAGCAUUCAGAACUGAAGUUCAACGCCAAGCCGAGCAAACCUCGAGGAGCAGUGAGCUGAACUGGUCCGUCGCUUGCCGCGGGCCCCGACACUCUGACCUUUUCAGUCUGGCUCGGCGCCUAAAUUGACGUCUAAACAUCGUGUUCAAUCACCUCAAUAUGCUCAGGUGCCCAAACCUCGCCACCUCGAUUCAGCCUGUAACUGAACUUUCCAAUUCAGCACGGCGCUUAAGUCUCCGUCCAAGUAUCUCGUUCAGCCGAAUCAGUGCACUCUGGGGCCUGGAUCUAUUCAACUAACGACAUAGAUUCACCAAACUUAAAAACUUCAACAAUUCAUUUCAGUCGGUCUUUUCUGUGCUUUCUCUAAGCCCGUCACAUUUUUCUUCCUUCAUUUACCGAGCAGUUACAAAUGGGAUUGAGCAUUGUACUCUGAUCAGUGAACAUCCACACAUCUGACCUUCUGAUAGACGCAAAGUCAAGGCAAAAGUCGAAGUAAAUUUAUUAUCGGAGAACAUGUAUGUUUACAUAAACUACCUUAUAAUCCAUUUUCUGACAGGCAUUUACAGGAAAAUAAAGAAAUGCAAUAGUAUUUAUGAAAUCCAUACACAAAGACAAACAAACAGAUAAAUUGUGCAAA